Molecule: messenger RNA, 1233 nt
Organism: Glycine soja
Lineage: Eukaryota; Viridiplantae; Streptophyta; Magnoliopsida; Fabales; Fabaceae
Product: ORM1-like protein 3
Exons: 3
Coding region: 428-901 (157 amino acids)
Biological process (GO): negative regulation of ceramide biosynthetic process; intracellular sphingolipid homeostasis; ceramide metabolic process
Cellular component (GO): endoplasmic reticulum membrane
Source: RefSeq, a predicted model, not a curated record
ACAAAAUCAAAGAAACCCCAAACGACGACCUUUAGCGCCCUCUGAAUAUGUGUAUAAGAGGGGCACUUAGGCUUUUAUUCGAAGAUAUUUUGUCCACUUUAUCAAUUUCUACUAUCAUUAAUUUUCCCAUUUAAAAAUUGAAUUUUCAGCUCUCAUUUACAUUUUUUUCAAUUCCUCCACACACGCCAUCCAAUUUCUGUCUUUGAUAUUUUUAAUUAGAGAGAGAAAAAGAAAAAGAAAAAACAAAGAGAGAAAGAGAGAAGAGAGAGGGUGUGUUUCUGGGUUUUGGAAAUUUCAGCCAAUAUCGAAAAACAAGAAGCCCCAUCAAUAAUAAUCAUCGAAGGAAUUUGAAAGGUCGAAACUUGAGCAUCUGGGAUCGCGAAAUUGGGGUUUUUGGUUAAAAGGGUAUUAUCUUCGGAACUGAUUGAUGGCAAACCUGUACGUGAAGGCGGUGCCACCGGCGGAUCUGAACAGGAACACGGAGUGGUUCACGUACCCUGGCGUUUGGACCACAUACAUCCUCAUCCUUUUCUUUUCUUGGAUCCUCGUACUCUCCGUCUUCGGUUGUUCCCCUGGCAUCGCUUGGACCAUCGUUAAUCUCGCACACUUUGCUGUAACAUAUCACUUUUUUCACUGGAAGAAAGGAACUCCAUUUGCGGAGGACCAAGGGAUCUACAAUAGAUUGACUUGGUGGGAGCAGGUAGACAAUGGAAAGCAGCUUACUCGGAACAGGAAGUUUCUCACAGUUGUUCCUUUGGUGCUGUACUUGAUAGCCUCACACACAACAGACUAUCAGAAUCCAAUGUUCUUAUUCAACACUGUUGCAGUGAUUGUGCUGGUUGUUGCAAAGUUCCCCCACAUGCACAAGGUCAGGAUAUUUGGAAUCAAUGCUGAUAAGUGAAAUGUUGCUGUGGCCAUGACACUUGGUUACCACUCCUUACCUGCUCAAGAGCCUCUUGUCCUUUUGUUCUGGAAAAAAAGGUCACACCUUUGUAUAGAAGGCAGAACUGGAAGGAUACUCAAGUAAUGUUUUGUUGCCAACUGCUUUUUAAGCUGCUUCUAAAAGUAUUAUUAAACAAAUAAAUAUGUUGAGUUAUUUCUGUACAGUAGAGAAGUAUAUGUAUCAGAUUAUAUCGGUGCUUUUAAAAUGUACCUUUCUUUUCUAGUAUUUUUUCCUUUAUUUGAUGCUUUAGAACUGAGAUAUACAAGGAUGAUCCUUUCCGUUGGUAUUAA